AUGAACGCCAAGCGCCACGCACUCGACAAGCCCACGCAAGCCAUCCUCGUGGCCUGCCUUCUCACUGGAUUGCUGCUGUCUAGUUUGGACACGUCUAUUGUUUCGACGUCGCUGAUUACGAUAUCCCACGACCUGAGCGACUUUGUGAAUGCGCCAUGGAUCAUUCUGGCGUACCUCCUUACCUACAUGGGUUUUGCCGUGUUUGUGUCUAGGCUGAGUGAUGUCUAUGGGCGCAAGACAAUUGUCAUGUUCUCGUGGACCCUGUUUGUAGCCUUUUCGCUAGGCUGCGCUUCUGCACAGUCCAUGAUGAGUCUAAUUAUUUGUCGUGCUUUCCAAGGGAUUGGCGCAUCCGGUCUCUACAGCCUUACCCAAAUCAGCAUUCUCGAAGUUGGCCCGGCGCACCGUCCCAGCUUAAUAGGUGCUAUGAUCGGCGCCACGCUUGCUGUAGCGUUUGUGCUGGGCCCGAUUGUCGGCGGGACAGUAUCGCAGCUAUCAAGUUGGCGAUGGCUCUUUAACAUGAACAUCCCCGUUGGACUAGUCGUCAUGCUGAUCCUCGCCAAUUUUUGGCCGCACGAUGACGCACCCCAUAUACUCUCUUUGUCGGCACUUAGAAGCAUAGAUUUCCUUGGAAGUAUCGCGCUGCUUCUGGGCUCUGGUCUUCUUGUGUUUGCCAUGCAGCAGGCGGGAUCGUGGACAAUGUCGUGGGCAGACCCAGUGAUUAUAUCCAGCCUAGUCUUGUCCUGUGUAAGCUGGGCCGCCUUUGUAUAUCGCCAGAUGAGGUUGGGUUCAAAUCGCAAAUCGACGAUUGAGCCAAUAUUUCCGGUCCGGCUCAUGUCCUGCCGAGUAUACCUGUCUGGUUUGCUUGUCACUUUUCUUACCGGCUUUUCUUACAUUGCUCUCUGUGUCGAGCUCCCAGAGCGUUUCCAAAUCAUUUACUCUCAGAAUUCACUGAUUGCUGGCGUACAUGUUCUUCCGCUGCUCGCCGCAUGCGCAUUUGGGUCUUUUCUUGGCGGUGCUAUAUCCAGCAAGUCCAACAAGACCUCUUAUACCCUCAUUGCGGCGUCCCUGCUGCAGCUCCUCGGGGUUAGCCUACUCUCACUCUCGUCCUCUGAGAUCCUCCCUUCACAGUCACAGUACGUAUUUCAGGCCAUAUUUGGUCUAGGCGUUGGUCUUAGCCUUUCAGCAUCCACCAUCAUCACAAGCCUGGUCGCGACAGGGGACCAUGAGCGUGCCGCCGCCCAGGGAGCCGUUGCUCAAGCACGCGUUCUAGGCGGAUGUCUCGGACUAUCCACCUGCACAAUUAUCUACAACAGCAGACUCGGGAGCUUCCUCAGUGACACUCUUACCUCUGAGCAACUUUCUGAGCUGCGGCGGUUCCCGGUCUCCGAGACGAGACUGCCGACUUCCAUACUGGAACUUGUGCAGACUAUCCAUGCCGUUGCAUACACGGAAGAAUUCAAGGUCAUGGCAAUGGUCUGUAUACCAAUGGUAGCAAUCUCAUUAUUCACGUUGGAAUCGUCGCCCGCCUCACUGGCUCUGUUGGGCGGACCAAAGCGAGCAGAGCUGCCGUUGUCGGGUAGAUAA
Messenger RNA from [Torrubiella] hemipterigena, 1584 nucleotides. Lineage: Eukaryota; Fungi; Ascomycota; Sordariomycetes; Hypocreales; Clavicipitaceae. The record is from the annotation of a GenBank genome assembly.